AACCCUUCGUCCUUUGUGAAUCCAAGUUUCAGAGGAUAACAUGUUAUUAAAACGGUUUAAAACCGACUUACAUACAUUCGAACGAAUGUUUACAAGAGAACAUACAAUUACGUACACAGUAGUGCGCUCAGAGAACCUGUAGACCAGACUAUAUAAUGAAAAUGUUGAUUUGUAUAUACGCCUGCGUGUAUAUAUAACAUGAAUAUACACAUAACACAUACAUACAUAUCUGUGUGCAUGUAUGCAUGUAUACACACACACAUACAUAUAUAGUUAUAUACUUGAGAGAGAGAAAGAGAGAUUAAUAAUUGCUAUAUAUGUGUAUAAAAAAUAUAAAGAAAUUUCCAUUUGGAGAAAAUUUAAUUUCUACACAGGCACCUGUUUAAUUUUUUUUUAAAUUUCACGAAAGAAAGUUAUUUAUAAUAUCUUAAUUUUCUAUUAAAAAAUUAUUAAUAUUCCUUUCUGUGUAAAGAUAAAGACACUAAAAUAAUGUAUGAAGUUUAUUGAACGGAAAGAAGCGAAGCUACCACCAUUCGUGGAAGCCUCUUCAGUCGACUGCCACGGCGGCAAUAAUUUAUCCCGUCUCUCACCUUCUUCACAUCCAGGUCUCCUUUCAGAGCACAGAAACAAUGAAGAUUUUGGAGAGCUUUGGGGCAGAAGUACUUUUCCGGAUUCUUUUCUUCCUAUUGUAUUUAUACACAGAUAAUCUGAAGCCAUUUGAAAGACAUAUUCAACCAGAAGAAUUAUGGUUGUAUAAGAAUCCUGAAACUCCCAGUUAUAUUCCGGUUAAAUUUUUGUGGGUCAUUGUAACUAUUUUACCUUUAGUUUCAAUUGUGUCUGCUUAUAUCAGGAACAGAAAUAAAACAGAUGUGACAUGUGCUGUUUUGGGUGUGACUUUAUCUAUAUUCUUUACUGCUUCUCUUACAAAUGUGAUAAAAAUCAUUUUUGGACGGCCCCGUCCUGACUUCUAUUGGCGGUGUUUCCCUGAUGGGAAAUUCGUUGCUGGCAUGUUGUGUACAGGUUUACAGGAGAAAAUCACUGAAGGUCGGAAAAGCUUUCCAAGUGGACAUUCCUCAAUUGCUUUCUCUGGUUUAGGGUUUACAACUCUAUAUUUAUUUGGGAAACUACAUUAUUUUGGACAACAUGGUUUUGGAAGUACCUGGCGCUUUAUCACCUGUAUCACUCCCAUAUUCAUUGCUAUGUUAGUGGCUCUGUCGCGUGUCUGUGAUUAUCACCACCAUUGGCAAGAUGUCACGGUUGGAUCGUUACUUGGAUUUAUAGUUGCCUACAACUGUUAUCGUCAGUGUUAUCCUGCAUUGAACUCUAAUUUCUCCCAUAUGCCAUUAUCAUCAAUCCCAUCAUAUGAAGCAAACCUUGAAUCCAACACGAUAGCAUGGGUUGGACGAUUUGACUGAGGACUGGUGAAACCAGAUGGCUACACCAGGCUCCAAUCUGAUUUGGCAGAGUUUCUACAACUGGAUGCCCUUCCUAACGCCAACCACUCAGAGAGAGUUCAGUGUUGUGCGUGAUGAAAGCCAUAAUUGCCGUCUGUUUCUGCUUGUGCAUAUUUAAUUCAUACACCCUUUCAUAUAAGCAAAAUCCUGUUAAAUCUGACGAUUUGUUUGACGAACAGAAAGAUUUUGACAAAAAAGUCAGAACUAAGAGAAGGCUGCCUAUUUGUUCAAAGUAUUGUAACCCCGCUUUGCCGCCGAAUGAAGAUUCAUGCUGUAAAUAUCAUGAAAAUCCUCUUGAUAUUUAACGAUAAGAAUACAAUGGGAAUUUUUUAAUCAUCGAAUGAUUAUGAAGGUCCGGCAGAGUAAAAGAAGAAUUAAAGGGAUCCAUUUUUCAAAAAUGGUUGAAAACCGCUGCAAUAGAGAAACAUCAAAUGUGAAUUUAGUCUUUCAUUUUCAUUAGCAAUUAAUUGAAGCCUCAGAGGAGUCUCUUGUUUGGAUCAAACUUGAAUUGUGAGAACUUACAAAGAAAAACAAAAAAACAAAAAAAAAAACAAAACAAAAGACGAAGACCGGUGUGUAAACAACAAACAGACGUGAGAAAGUCUUUAACGUUUCGAGCCUAUGCUCUUCGACAGAAAGGAACACAGAAAUAAACAGGAAGAGUAAAUAGAAAAAGGUUUAUAUACAGACAUACAUACAUUCAUAUACGUAUGUAUAUAUAUAUAUAUAUAUAUACAUAUAUAUUUACAUCCAUACAUCCAUACAUACAUACAUACAUCCAUAUAUGUAUGUAUAUAUUUAUAAUUGUAUGUAAAUAUUCUUUUUUUCAGUAUCAUUGUAGAUACAUUAUCUUUGAAUAAAGAACGUAAUCGGCGAAGCUAAAA
This is a messenger RNA of Octopus bimaculoides (California two-spot octopus), 2338 nucleotides long. Its product is annotated as phospholipid phosphatase 5. Gene Ontology annotation, biological process: phospholipid metabolic process; phospholipid dephosphorylation. Gene Ontology annotation, molecular function: phosphatidate phosphatase activity. Gene Ontology annotation, cellular component: membrane. NCBI's taxonomy places the organism in Eukaryota, Metazoa, Mollusca, Cephalopoda, Octopoda, Octopodidae. The record is from RefSeq and is a predicted model, not a curated record.